Messenger RNA from Phacochoerus africanus (Common warthog), 1119 nucleotides. RefSeq names its product lysophospholipase like 1 (gene LYPLAL1). Gene Ontology annotation, molecular function: carboxylic ester hydrolase activity; palmitoyl-(protein) hydrolase activity. The transcript has 6 exons. Bases 33 to 695 code for a protein of 220 amino acids. NCBI's taxonomy places the organism in Eukaryota, Metazoa, Chordata, Mammalia, Artiodactyla, Suidae. Gene Ontology annotation, cellular component: cytoplasm. The record is from RefSeq and is a predicted model, not a curated record. Gene Ontology annotation, biological process: protein depalmitoylation.
GGGGUCGCCACGCUCCGGUUCUGGCCGUCGUCAUGGCGGCUGCAUCGGGCUCCGUGCGCCUGCAGCGCUGCAUCGUGUCGCCGGCUGGGAGGCACAGCGCCUCUCUGAUCUUCCUGCACGGCUCAGGUGAUUCUGGACAAGGACUGAGAACAUGGAUCAAGCAAGUUUUAAAUCAAGAUUUAACAUUCCAGCACAUAAAAGUUAUUUAUCCAACGGCUCCUCCCAGGCCAUAUACUCCUUUGAAAGGUGGAAUCUCCAACGUAUGGUUUGACAGAUUUAAAAUAUCUAAUGACUGCCCCGAACACCUUGAAUCUAUUGAUGUAACAUGUCAGGUGCUUACGGAUUUGAUUAAUGAUGAAGUCAAAAGUGGCAUCAGGAAGAACAGGAUAUUAAUAGGAGGAUUUUCUAUGGGAGGAUGCAUGGCGAUGCAUUUAGCAUUUAGAAAUCAUCAAGAUGUAGCAGGAGUAUUUGCCCUUUCUAGUUUUCUGAAUACCGCAUCUGCUGUUUACCAGGCGCUCCAGCAGAGUGACGGCCUGCUCCCUGAGUUGUUCCAGUGUCAUGGUACCGCAGAUGAGCUAGUUCUUCAUGCCUGGGGCGAGGAGACAAACUCCACGUUGAUGUCUCUGGGGGCGACACUCAAAGGAGGUGAGGAGCGAGCCCUGAGCAUCUCCAUGAAGAAGAUCCAAGCAGACUGAACAGGGAGCACCGCAUCGAGGCAUCCGAGAGAUUCCGAGGAGGCUGAGGUGGGUGGAGGAAGGCAGCGAGAAAAAGGAGGAAACUGAAGUCAGAAAGGUGAGGAAGCGAAGGACCAGGUCAGUCCUGUUGUGUCCUACAGGCUGUUGUACGUGCUUUGACUCUAAAGGAAAUGGGAAAGAACUGUUAAGUUUUUGAGCAAAAAUUUAUAUGAACUGAUACGUAAAAAGCAAAGAUUUCUUUUUUAUAGCUGCGCUCACGGCAUAGUCCAAGCUACAGCUGCAACCUAAGCCACAGCUCUGGCAGCGCAGGAUCCUUUUAACCCUCUGCAAGAGCCAAGGAUCAAACCCACACUUGGCAGUGACCGGAGCCACUGUAGUUGGAUUCUUAACCCACUGCACCACAGCAGGAACUCCCCAAAAUAUU